Molecule: messenger RNA, 654 nt
Organism: Guillardia theta CCMP2712
Lineage: Eukaryota; Cryptophyceae; Pyrenomonadales; Geminigeraceae
Exons: 1
Coding region: 16-585 (189 amino acids)
Source: RefSeq, a predicted model, not a curated record
GGCUGCCUCUUCGCCAUGCGAUCUUACGGUACAGCGCCAUCGGCACCAUUGGCAGCUGCUCCUGCUGCCGCGCGAGCAUCGAAGCACCUCCUCCUCCUCCCCUUGCUUGCCCUUGCUGCUGUCUUGCUCCUUGCUGCCAGCCGUGUGGCCCCAGUCGCACUCUGGAACGCUGCUCACAACGAUGAGAUCAGGUUGGACAACGUAGGCAGGCCCCACCCGUCCGAGUUUGCGCACACCCCCGUCUCCAACGGCAACCUCGAGAAGAAGCUCAUGAGUGAGGUUCUCACUCAUCGCCACCAUGUCAUCGUGGACCCCAGGGAGGUUCAGCAAUACUACCAGCCCCUUAAGUGGAUCCAUGAGCAGGGAGAGCCGUCGGCCAGGGCCAGGCGCGGCGCAGCUCUUGGGCAGCGUAAGAUUGCUCGUCAGCAGAUGCUUUGGAACGAUAAGAUUCUCAGGAUGAGCCCAGAGAAGGUCAACACCAUGAUCGCCAGCAGCGUGCGCUCCUUGGACAACCAGACUCCCAAGACUUUCCGCUCCAAGCUAAACCAGAAGAUUAUCAAUGACAUUCAAGCAGCAGACCACUGAUCGAUGGCAUGCUGCUGAGAUGCUGGUGGAGUGGUGAGAAAACGUUUUAGUAAAUACAACAAGUUUCUC